Molecule: messenger RNA, 15927 nt
Organism: Amphimedon queenslandica
Lineage: Eukaryota; Metazoa; Porifera; Demospongiae; Haplosclerida; Niphatidae
Product: E3 ubiquitin-protein ligase rnf213-alpha-like
Exons: 80
Coding region: 79-15834 (5251 amino acids)
Molecular function (GO): ATP hydrolysis activity; ubiquitin-protein transferase activity
Source: RefSeq, a predicted model, not a curated record
UUUACCACGUGGGUGUGAUGGUCGAAACUCUGUAGAGAAAUAACUUAGAAGUUAGAACGGGCUGAUAUUUAGAGGGUAAUGUCUGAACAAGAGGAAUUCACAGAGCACGAUGAUGCCAGAGCUAGAAUACAUCAAGUGUCUCAUAUUCAACCAGAGAAUCCAGAUAUACAUGAAAUUUCAUCUAGUGCUACUGAAUUAUAUACAGUUCCUUGUACCAAUCUCAAUGAAGGGAGAACUAGUGCCAAGCGUAUGAUGGUUGAAAGGGAUUCUCCUCCGUUAGAAAAAAAGAAAAAAACUGUUGGCUCUGAGGAUGAGGCAUUUGAACAUUUUGGUGAUCAAUUAUCAAGUGGUCCAGGCAAUGUGAUCAAUCUACCCGAUGAUCAACUAUUUGGUCCAGAGGCACAUCAGUCGAAUAUCCAUCCAGGAUUUAUGUCUCAAACUCAGAGAAAACGAAAGCUGUCGGAGGACGACAGCAUUUUUCCCCACUUAGAGCACACUACUGUUACCAGAUCUGCUUUGAAGAAACACGAGAGACGGAUGACUGGUGCAGAAGUACGUGAACAUUUAGGUGAUGAUAAUGAAAGUGAAUCUGAGGGCAGUGAGGCUGAUAGUGACAUAGGAGCAAGUGAUCCUAAGCAAAAGAGUUUAGUACCAUAUGGAGUUGAUGAAUCUAGCAGGAAAGCAAAAAAGAGGAAGCAGAAAGGAAAGAAAAUCAAUAAACCAUCUCCUUGGAAAGAUCCUCCACAAGGUCUAAAAGGCAAGGAUCAUGAAAUGACAACCAUUAUAUUUCACGCACUUCUACCAACUGCUUUAUGGGAAUUUGAUGCUUCAUCUUCAGUCUACUUAAGGUUUGGAAGCCCUCACCUUGGUGAAUGGCAAUGUGAUGUUGGACCUAUGCAGAAAAUAUCCAGUUCUACAGAUGAAAUAGUUAAAUUUAGACUUGAAGUCAAAAUGAAGUCUCUUGUUCUAUCGAGUGGUGGUGUACCAUACAAAUAUUGUGUCUACACUCCCAAGACUUUGCAUGGUUCUAAAGAUGCUCAAUAUGAAUAUAUAUAUAAUAUACCAGGGGCUAUUGCUAAUAGGUAUCUGACUACUCGUGAACGAAAUAAACCUAACCAUCAGUAUGAUACUCUAAUAUAUCCUCCAUCACUUACUGAGUCAUCACAAGAAAAGAAAGGGUUCUUUACAACUAUCAUCAACUCGAUUUCUACAAUUUUUUUGUCUGGCAAGUCUGAAGCUAGUGGUGCUGAUACAGGUGUUAGGUUGCCAUCAUUGGAUGAGAUUGGAGUGGUGUGUUUUAAACUUUACUUAUCUGAUCAUCUUGAUAGACUCAAGUCAGGUUCUAUUAGUAAUCCACUGGUUAUUGCUCAUGAUAUAGCAAGCGUUUAUAACUGCCUUUCCUUUCAACGUAUUUAUACUGGAACUAGGUUUCCGCAAUGUUUAAAUUUAACUGUUGGUUUGGGAGAUUUGCUUAUUGACUUUAUGAAAAGUAUGGCUCCUGUUGGUUCUGAAGAAGGCACUAGUAGUUUAAGCAGACAAAUGACAGUGGCCAUGAUUGUUGUAGUCUCCUUAGAUGAUUUGAUGCUCUUUAAUUUGUCAAAUGAUGUCGUCAUUGCUUUAUUGCAGUAUUUCAAAAUUGUGCCUGAUUUGGAGCUAAAGGAAUGUAAAGGACUAGAAGCAUUUCUAGAGUAUUUUUCGCAAAAUGAAGAGUUGAAGUUAAAGUUUCUUAGAGGAUUGAAGCAUUGCAUUCCUGCUUUUAAAUCACAUCAUGAUCAUUUGGAUUUACUCUUCAGUCUUGUUGCACUUUACCAUUUUAUUGAUGGACACUGUAUACCUUUUGGAAGCCCUCAAAAGAACCCAAGGCUUAUAACAUGGCCUGCUCAAUCUGCAGGAUCUCAGAACAGUUUAUUCAAGGAUAUUACCACUAUUGUCAAACAAUCAAAUACAAAUUUUAAGAAAUUCUAUGUUGAUCUGGAAGCACUUUUCAUUAUUGACCCUCUCCUUCUCCCUUCAUUCAUAUUCAUGAUCCCUGUCCCUUUGUACAAGUCAAUGUUUGACACUCUACCACUGUUCUAUUGUAUAGCAAGACUAGGACAUCUGUGUGAUUCACCAAAAGGAACGGAUCUUAAAGAUUUGCAAUCUUGUUUAACUACAAUUCAUUCUAGAAUUGAUGAACCUGAUGACAAGAGACCAGAGGAAGAGACAAAGCAAUUGUUGGAUGCUGCUGUUUAUGUUACUGAAGUUCUGAGCUUGAGACAAAAGUUAAAUAAACUCACAGAGCCUCAUGUCUCAGUAUUUACUUCACUGCUGUCUCUUGUUCUGAAAACACUAUCAAACCACAUGGAUACAUCAUCAGAUGAUGCAUCAAGCUUAUUAUCUAAAACAUUUGAGAAACAAAAUGAGAUUAUUAAAGCCUGGAUCAAGGGAACUAUUGGUGGUAGUAUGUUUGGAAAUGAAAUUAAUACCUCUUUUAUGGGCAACAGUAGUCUUAAAAAACCAAAGGAAGAACUUGAUGUAUGGAACCAUAUCUUUUCUGUUCCUUGUCCUUGUAAAAUAAAAGAAAAAUGGGAACCUGUCAUAAUAUCAAUCAUGAGGUCAAGAUUAUCUAAAGUUCCUCUUUUAUGUAAACCAGAUGUCCUUCAUCUGGCUGAGACUAAGAAAGUUUGUGAUACAAUAUUGAGCUUGGUACUGGAAAAUGUCACCUCUAGUAUGGAUGAGCUAAUUUACUCAGAAGAUGAACAUUCUUCAGAGUGUUUGAGGAAGCUAAUGAUGUCAGAGAAUGCUGAACAUCUCUUUGACAACACCUUGACAAGACGCUAUUCUAAAAAGGAUUUUUCUAUUGAUGAUGUUUUAGGUUGGGAAGCCUGGCCCUUCUUUUUCAAGAUAUUUGUGAAACAGCAACGUGCUUUACUAGCAAAUGAUCGUGGACUGUCAGGCAGAGAUCUAGAGAUAUGUAAUGUGGCAGUGGAAAUAUUUUCUAGUGUUUGCUUGAGUGUUAUUGAUGGAACUGUGGCUGUUAAUGUCCUCUGCAAGCUCCAGAGAAAAAAACCUGAAUUAAUGAAGUUAUGUGAUGCAGUCAAGCCUCUUUCUAAUUUUUCAGUUGAUGAUGUCAUUGUUAAGUUAAAUGGACAUUUGCAUCAGUGGGAAUGUUUUAAGGAGUUGAAGGCACAAUUAUCUACAGUUUAUCAGCAACUCAGUGCCACUGAACUUGUAAUCCCAGAUCUAUCGAUUCUUGAUAAAGACUUGACUAUGGAUGUAUCAAUGUCACCAAUAUCCUCACUUUGUCAUUUGGAAGGCAAUACAAUAGUUUAUAAUCACUUUCAAUGUGCUGCUUCACUCUUUCAUAUCCUGCCACACUUUACACUUUUAGUGAAAAGUCAUCCGACCAAAACAUUUGGAAAGUUCUGGCAGUCUCGAGUAGCUGAACUUAAAGAAAAAGGAGCACUAAAAUUUCAGGAUGUUACUGAUAAUAUUUGGAAGGUUGUAUUUGAUAAAACCUCUCAGUAUCUUGAUAGCCUGAAGGAUAGAUCUAUACCACUAGUUUUAGUUGAUCAACUCCUUACUGAUCAUUCAGCUAACAGGAAUAGAUUAGAAACAGAGUUUAAGGCAUUGGAAGAAGGAAUCAGUAAAUGUAAGGGACUGACCAGUAACUCAUCUUGGAUUGAAAAUUGCAUUCAAAGAAUAUUGGAAUACUUUUCACUUCUUAAGCAAGCUGCUGCUGCUAAGAUAUUUCUUAAGUUAAGGACAGUCCUUUCUUUAAAAGGGGACUUUAAAGUUGUGGAAGAAUUAGCUGAUAAUUUCAAAGCAUCAAUACAUGGUCAAACUCUUCAGUACAUUGAUGAUAAUUUAGCUAAGACCGGAGAGUUCUUGCAUGGCAUCAGUUCUGAUCUAAGGAAGUUGGAGUGUUUGAGGGCAUUCACUGAGUGUCAAAAGCUAGUGCAAUGGAUCAAAGUAGAAACCACUGAUGUGCAUGAUCUGCAACAUUUUGUUACUAUUGCUCUUGCUACUGCUGCUGGUGGAGAGGAUGAUCUAACUCGUGAUAAACUCUCUAAUCUUCGUACAGUUGGCAGUGGAUUUGCAAAGCUUAUAUAUCGGUUGCCAUUAACGACUGGUUGUAUGGAACUGGUGGGACGCUGUAAGUCAUUGUGGGACUCUUUGUCACAUGAUCCUUCUCUGCCUGAAAAGCUUAUUGAAUGCAGCAAACAGAUUGAGUGGUACAAGUCAGUGAAGGAAACACAAGGCUCUGUUGAGAAGUCAUCAUUUGGUCAAAUGUACAAUAUAAAGAGAUAUGGUUAUUAUACUGUUGGUUCAUCAUCUGAAGCGACUUACUCUAAAGCAUCAGAAGUGAUCAAGAUGGAUCUAAAGCAAGAGCACAAGUCACUAGCAAGAUACAAGUACACUAUGGAUGAACUGAGGGAUUUGGAGAGUAAACUUGUACUGAUAACAGGAAGGAAAUCUGAGGAAAAAAAUGAUGUGGAUCAUUUUCUCAAAGUAUUUAACAGUGUUUGUCAUAUAGCUGAGGUAUUAAUUCAGUUACAACAGUAUGGACACAGCAAAUACUUGAGAUGGGUCUUAAAGCUUCCAUGUAAUGAGACAGACCUUGUUGACAAACUAAUGAACGUCCUUAAAGGAAUGAUCAAUGAUCUUGAUGAAUGGAAGAAGAAAGUAGGCAAGGCUCGUGAACACUUUUAUAGCUUAAACUAUUACACAACACAACAGCUUCUACUCCUAAGAAAAGAACUCUCUCUUUACGUUAAUCCUGACUAUAACAGUGACCUCAGACCUGAUGUGUUAAGCUUAUUACAGUGUCUGUCAAGAGACAUAACGCAGGAACAAGUGAUAUCUCAUAUUAGAGACACUGAUGGUCAGGAUGAAGAUAAGGAGAUGAUCCCUGCUAGCAAUCUUGUGCCACAACACAUGGAAGAAAUAUCCAGCAUAGAAGAAGACAAUGGAGUGACACCAAUUGCCACCAUCAGGCAGAGCCCUAUAUCUGCUCCUCAGCCUAAAUUAGGAGAGAAUGAUUUGACUAUCAAGCAGAGGAUGAUUCUUGAUAAUUUGAUAAUGUCAUAUGGAUUUCAUAAUAAACUCAUUUUGCUUGCUUUUGAGCGAUCAGCAGAGCCAGAGAUCGAGGAAGAGGUAGAGAAAUGGUGCAGUCAGCAUCAAGAUGAGUUUGAUUUCAUUGAUGAAGGAGAGAAUAAAGAAAGCUACUGGCCAUUAGAAGAAGAAUGGGACAAUCAAGAAGUACAUGUAGGUGAUAGUGAUGGUAGACCAAUAGAAGGAAGGGUUGCUGUUAAUGAAAACCAUCCCAUUGUGCAGCAGUUAUUAUUAGCUGGUUACUCACUGGAGCAGUCAUACACUGCAUUGGAUCAGAAUCCUAGCAGCACACAAGAAGCAAUGGAAUUCAUUGACCAGUUGGAAGAGACAAAUCAAAGAGGUGAAGUGGAGGAUGACUACUGGUAUUUUGAUGAAAGAUAUACUGGAGCAUUAGAUGGUCAUACUGGUGUGACUGAACUUCAAAUUGAAUCAAAUGUUUCAACAACUAAGCCUUACCUCUCGCUGAAGGAGUUAGCACAGUUACUGAAUCAUUUAAGCACCAAAUGCAUAGCUCCAAUUGUUUCUGAAAGAAAUUUUGGUGAAACUUUAAAGCAAGGAGAACCUAAUUUACUCAUAGUUCCUCCAGAUGAAGUUUUAAAGACCGUUCUUAUGCUUUACAUGAAGAAUGAGGAGCUUCCUUUACCAACAUACGAAGAGGUUCUUAUUUGUACUGAAAACACAACAGCUGAAGAAGUAACUUUGUUGUGGAGGAGAGCUGUGGAAGAUCCAAACCACUUGAGGAUAUUUUGUUUAGUUCAUGCACAGUUACUGUCUUAUCAAGUGUGUGAUACUGCUCUUAGAUCACUGACACAGUACUCUCAGGGAAGAACUGGUUACAAGUUAGUAAUUGUUUGUAGCAAUGAAGAUCAGGAGAAGUCUCAUAUUAUUGCAAAACUUCAAAUGUAUAAUCGAACUUGUUCCAAAGUUCUUUCUAAAGAUAAAUUUUCUCAGUACCUAAUGAACCACUUCACUAAAUGGCCUAAGAGUUGUUCUGAUGAUAUAUUAUUAGCCUCUGCUGUUGACCCCAAGAGUUCAUAUGUAAGAGUAGUGACGUCUUCUAGAGCUGGAAUGGGAAAGUCCUUGUACAUACAGCGAAUGAAGGAGGAGCUGUCUGCAAAGAAACCUUCAAAUAAUAUUAGUGAUGUUGUGAUACCAGUUCAUGGCCCUAAGGUCACCUUUGAUAGUGUAGUACAAUCACUGAAGCAACCAUUUGAACAGCAUGACAGCAAUCAGGCUAUUCUCUUUCAUCUUGAUGUAGCUCCUAACGUUUUAAGUCAAGUUGAUUCUGUCCUUUUUUCAUUAUUGAUUCUUCAAGCUCUUUCUGACAGUCAAGGUAGAAUUUGGAGAUGUCAUCCAUCUCAUCUUUAUGCUAUUGAAGCAACAGUGUUUAAGAAUGAUACUGUUAAGUCAACCCUAGCACUGUUUGACAUUCUUCCUUCCAUUGAAUGUAUAUCUCCAAGAAUUAUUUGGCACAUUUUGGAAAGAGGACUAAAGAUAAUCAAUGUUAAAAUGAUGGACAAGAAAGAAUUUUGUAGUGAACCAUUCCAGCGUGUAUAUCAGUACUUAACGAGACACAUGAAUUCUGUAGUAUUGGAUAAUUUUUCUUACGUACCAACAGUUGAAGGGAAUCAUCUUGACUGUCUAAAAGUGUUUCUGAAGUACUGUGGUGUGAAAAAUCCUUCUUGGUCUGAGUUGAAGCAUUUUAUUGAUUUUCUUAAUACUCAGUUGCAAUCAUGUGAGAAAUCAAUCUUCACUAACGAAGAUUUUGUAAGAGAUGUGAUGUCAGGACUUAAGACUUUUGUGGUGAAGUUUAUGAUCAGAAUGUCUAAGGAUUUUGCCACUUCAUCUCUGACAGGAGAAGUUGUUGCUGAGAAUGAGGAAACGAGAGAUGAUAAAUGGCAACUGAAAGACUAUCAGAUUGAUGUGAGGAAACAGUGGGAACAAUGUUAUCAUCCUUACUUGUUCUUCAAUGAAGAUGGUAUGAGCAUCACAUUUGUUGGUUUUAAUGUCUCUCAUAAUGGUGAUAUCUACGAUCCUUUGAAGAAUACUGUUAUAGAGGCAGGAGUUAUGACACCACAGUUGCACACUGGCCUUAGAGCUAAUAUGGUUAACCUAUCAGAGAACUAUCAGUCCUGGGGUAAAGAUGUCAUGAUAGCAAAGAUUGGAAUGGUAAUGGGUCUUGAAUGGAGCUGUGAUCCAGACCCUACUUAUGUACUGACAGUUGAUAAUGUCAUCAAAAUAAUGGCAAUACAUAUGAGAUUGAGGUGUAAUAUACCAGUCAUUCUAAUGGGAGAGACUGGUUGUGGUAAGACAAGGCUAAUUCGGUUUAUGUGUGACCUUGCUGCCCAAGGCUGUAAACAAGGCGGACAGCAUGUGAACAACAUGCUCAUUAUGAAAAUUCAUGGUGGUACCACUGAGAGUGAUGUUGUAAGGAAGGUCAAAGAAGCUGAGAGUAUUGCAGUUCAGAAUAGAGCCCUUUAUGGCAUCAAUACUGUAUUGUUCUUUGAUGAAGCUAAUACAAGUGAUGCCAUUGGAUUGAUUAAGGAAGUGAUGUGUGAUCGUCGUAUUAAUGGGAGACAAAUUAAAGGAGAUGUAAAGUUUAUUGCUGCUUGUAAUCCUUAUAAAAGGCACUCUGAUGAGAUGAUAAAUAAACUUAAAUCAGCUGGUCUAGGAUUCUUUGUAGAAGUCACGCAACAAAAACUUGGUAAGAUUCCAUUACGAGAGUUAGUUUAUAGAGUAUUGGACUUACCUCCAAGCAUGAGGCCACUGGUAUAUGACUUUGGACAACUAAGUAAUGACACUGAGAAAGAGUAUACUGCACAAAUAGUGAAGGACAGAUGCCAGAGGAUACCAGGAGUGAUGAAUGAAGCUAAUGUCAUCCAAUCUGUAGCUAAUGUAUUGGCAUGGUCUCAGGCAUACAUGAGGAAAAUGAAUGAUGAGUGUGGCUUUGUUAGCUUGAGGGAUGUUGAGAGGGCAAUGAUUGUGUUUGAUUACUUUUGUUCGAAGGAUCAGUUUCACAGGAGAGUUUGUCAAAAAGCAAAUAAAGAAGGGGAGGUUCCUGUUAAUGAAAUAACUCGUUCACUAAUAUUGUCAGUUAGUGUGUGCUAUCAUGCCAGACUUUAUAAAAGAGAUCGAUAUGAACGUCAUGUAGUGAAACAGUUUGUACCUCCACUAGCAGUUAAUGGGACAGUGCAAUUUCUUAAUGAGAUCAGAUGGUGUCAGGAUGUCCUUCUUGAUAACAUGAAACUUGGUCCUAAUAUUGCAAGAAAUGCUGCACUGAGGGAGAAUGUGUUUAUGAUGGCAAUAUGUAUUGAAUUAAGGAUACCUUUGUUUCUUGUUGGUAAACCAGGCAGUUCUAAAUCACUAGCCAAAUCCAUUGUUGCUGAUUCAAUGCUUGGACGAUCUUCAGAAAGUGAUCUCAUGAGGGAAUUUAAAGAAGUUCACAUGUUCUCCUAUCAAUGCAGUCAGUUAUCAACUCCAGAGAGUGUCAUUGAAGUAUUCAAUACUGCCAAGAGUUUCCAGAAGAAGCAAGAUGUGACUAACUAUGUAUCAGUUGUUGUAUUGGAUGAGGUUGGAUUAGCUGAGGAUUCUCCUAAUCUUCCAUUAAAGGCUCUUCAUCCACUACUGGAGGAUGGAACAGAGGGAGCUGAUGACUCUGAACAGUUUGUAGAUCGUGAGCAACGUGUUGCAUUUAUUGGUAUAUCAAACUGGGCAUUGGAUCCUGCUAAGAUGAACAGAGGAGUUAUGGUAACUAGAGGAGACCCUGAUAUAGAAGAGCUGAUUAUGUCUGCAAGAGGAAUAUGUUCUAAUGAUAAAGAUGAUCCUGUGAAAGACAAAUUGAAAGUUUGUUUCAAGCCUUUAGCAUCUGCUUAUAAGGAAAUCUGUGAAGAGCAAAAACGAUGCCAGAGACCAUUCUUUGGACUUAGAGAUUUCUACAGUUUAAUUAAAAUGCUGUACUGGAUGUGCAAGAAGAGUGGGAUGCAGUUGACUGGUCCUCAGUUGCAGCAUGCCAUAAAGCGUAAUUUUGGUGGACUUGAUCUUGAAGACAUUGACACUUAUUCAAUAUUUAAAUCUCAUCUCAAGAACCUUGAACAUGAACCUGACCUCAGUCUUGUGACAGAUAAAUUGCUACGUGAUCUACUGUCACCUGACUGCUCUCCUUUGGGAUUGAUCAGGAAAAGUUUGCAAACUAAAGAAACAUCUUGGCAUGGGGAGAAUCGUUACCUGUUAUUUUUGACUGAGAAUUAUGCAGCGUUGCAUGUCAUUAGACAUUAUCUUAAUGAAGAAGUUGGACUAAGACAUGUUCAGAGACAAGAUACUAGCAAGACACAAGAAAAAACUAGUGAUGUUAAUCAGAGGAUGGAGCCUUUUGUACUGUUUGGGAGCUCAUUCCCUAAAGACAGAGAGUACACUCAAGUGUGUCGUAACAUUAAUCAGAUUAAAAUAUGUAUGGAAACUGGUCGUACUGUCAUCCUCCUUAACCUUGAGAACCUGUAUGAGAGCUUGUAUGAUCUACUGAACCAGUAUUAUAUUCACCUUGGAGGCCAAAGAUAUGUUGAUCUGGGACUACAAACACAUAGAGUCAAGUGUCGUGUUCAUAAGAACUUUAAGCUUAUCCUAAUUGCAGAGAAGGCUACAGUUUAUAAAAAGUUUCCUACUCCACUUAUCAAUAGACUUGAGAAGCACUUUGUAUUAUCUGAGACUGUUUUAUUAGACUGGCAGAAAGAUGUCCUUGCUAACCUGUGCAAAUGGAUAGAAGAAUUCAGUGAUAUUAGCAUAGAAUCAAAGUUCUCUAAACAAGAUGCCUUCGUAGGCUAUCAGAAUGACACUCCAGCCUCAGUUGUAUUUCAAGCUACUGAACAGCUAACAGAAGAAUGGGGUUGGCCUAAUGAUGAUCAUGAUAGUCAUGUAUGGAAAAAGGCUGUGCUUGCACGCAGCAAAAAGCUUCUCUUAAUGAUGUCUCCUCCUGAUGCUCUCAUUAGACUCAAGUACACUCCUUUGAAUGAGAAGAGAGAGAAACUGAAUCGGAUUUAUUACUUUGAGCAACACCAUAGUUCUCUUGUGGAGUUUAUUCAUCAUCAUCUUCAAAGCAAUACCUCUUUUGGUGUAUUGAUACAGGUCACUACUCAUAGUCAUCUACUCUCUAGUGUAGAAGCUGAUGAACUCUCAAAUUGUCUUCAAAUUGAUCAUUCAAACAUCUUUUUACUUCAAGAGUUUGAUACGGAAAUGGACUUCAGUCACAAAAUCAACCCUUCCUUCUCUAAUCAAGAAGACUCCCUGUUGAUUAUUCAGUGUGAUUCUGGUCACUUGUACAGUGACUUAUUAGCUUGUGCCAGGUAUCGUAUUGAUGAUGAGAGAGAAAAGAAGCGAUUAAGAACCAGCAGUGGCCACACUCAUGUUCUCUUUAUUAUAAACCUUCCACGUCAGACUAAUACUAACAGUUCAUUUGUUGGGUUUCAAGGAGGUUCUUGGAUAUCAGCUCACGUUGAUGAUAUUAGGGCUCCAUCGGAAUCAGCUCUAACACUGAAUGAUGCUCAUAGUGUCCCUAUCAGUGCUCUAUUCUAUAGUGGAGUGUUUACCAGUCGUCAUGAAGCUAUGGAAACCAAUGAACAUGAGAAUCAGGGACCUUCUAUUGAAGGAUCAACCACUGAGGCUAAUGGAUUGGAUACGGAUAAAGAAGAGGAUAUGAUAGUGGAAGAAGACGGUAAUCAGGAAUCACGCUUUGAAGAUGAAGGUGAUCAAGAUAUGUCAGACGUCAACACUGUGCUGUAUGAUGUUGAUCCUGGUUUUGAGGAAUAUGAUUUAGAGGAAUUGCCUGUAGACAAUGAAAGAGAUGAAAUGGAUGAUGAUUUAAGGGAGCAAAUUCAUUCAUGUACAAUGUCUCCAGAUACUAACAACAAAGACCACAGUCAGUGUUCCAGACUAUACAAUAAUAUACAAGCAGCAGUAGCAAUUUUGGCAGAAUCAGGAGCAAAAAGACAGUUCUCAUUUGUAUUGAGGGUACAAAUAUUACUAAAACUUAUCCCACGGAAUCCCAAAUUCCCUAUAGCUGAUGAUACAUUUUAUGGCGGAUUGGUAAAACAUAUUAAGAAGUUACUGGAAGAAGGAGAGGAACAUCUAUUGAACAAGGAGUGGGUACUAAAUGAAGCAAUGAGUGGCAAAAAGUUGCAAAGUGGAGGAACCUUCCAGAAUGUUCUAACAAGAAAACUUGAUGAAGUUAUUGUACCAAUAUUUACAGCAAUCCUCUCAUUUAUUGAUCAAUAUUCUAACCUGAGCCUCAUUUAUGAAUCAAGUGAAUAUGUGAAGAAGUUAUGGCUCCUAAUAUUUUCUAAUGAGGGAUUAGUUCAGUUCAGCUAUCAGAACUUUAUGAUGGGGAAAGGCAUUGAUGCUGGCUAUAAGAAAGGACAAGCUUUAGCUUCUGAUGAUGAGUUUUCUUGUCAGUUUCCAUUCUUCUGGUUAGUAAAAGAAUGUAUUGAAACAACUUGGGAAGCCUUUAAAAGUUCUUCAGGUGAACACAGACAAGAGCUUCACUCUCGACUUAUAGAAGUACUGUCCAAUAAUCCAUUAGCUAGUGUAUUGCAGAUAAUGCCUGAAGAACAAUGGAAUACUUUGUAUCAAUAUUAUAUGUUAGAUGUACUGAAGAGUAUGCAUCAUGUGCCUCAUCAUAGAGCCACUGAUGAAUAUGAAAUACUUAGAAAAUCACUGAAUGCAAUUGUUACUGGUCCUGAUUUCUCUCCUCAUAAUUCACUACUCUCCCUGCUAUUGGCAGUGCAUGUUGUGUAUCAUGAAUAUGAACAAGAAAUAAUGUGGUUUGGGCAGCUUACAUCACAUAUACCUGGAAUACUAAUACUAUUACUUCAAGAUGAAGACUAUAACUGUCACGAUUUUGAUUUGCCUUUGCUUACAGUGAUGUUAUUUAUAGGUCCUGAUAACCUUGCCUUACCACUGGUACCUCAUCAAAGAAAGAAUAUUCCUGAAAGAUUGGUCAAGCUCCAAUUGUGUCAGAAUUCAAUUGAUACCAUAUUGACUCUUGGAUCAACCCGGGCUUCACUUAGUGACCUUACACAUAAAAUCAGAUUAAAUUGGCAGAUUGUGAAAGCUAUUCAACUUUUUAUUGAACACGUUGCCAUAAAGUGUUCACUUAAUGAUGAAAAAUUUAAUAUUUUUGUCCAGUAUGCCAAAAGGAUUGAUAUAAUUUUGAAGUCAAGUGAUUUGCCAUCAGAUUUUACGAAAAGAGAAACUAUUUUGAAGGUUCAAAGAGUGUUGAGAGUCUUAGACAAAGACGUUGAAAAGAAGCUGAAAUAUGCUACCAAUAUGCAGAAGAAAGUUCGCGAAUGCUGUGAGUCUUAUUUCAUGGAAGUUGUCUCCUCUUUGUGUUUUGGUCAACUGAAUCCUCCAGAGCCUGACCUCAUUAAGGAAUUGUUGAAUGUUGUGUUCACUGAUCAGCAAAAGACUAGAGAAUUCACUUACUCUGAAAGACAAAGAAACGAUAGCGUUCCUGUGAUACGAUCAUUUCUACUUCAGCUACUAUUAGAAUACAACACUGAUCAAGUUAAAGAGCAUCUAAUUGAUUAUUUUUCAAGAGCAAAGCAGCUGAUUAGAAACGAUCGUGGUCUGUGUUUAUUAUGCGUCCAGUGUCUAGAGGAUGCUAUUUAUAAGCAACACCAUCACUUACCCCCACAAGCAAAGACUGAAAAAAUCCUUCAGCUACUUGAAAAGGGCCAGGACCUAGUUAAGCUUGUUGGUACUGUUUCAUCACUUGGAGAAAAUAUGAGCAUGUAUUAUCUUGAAGGAGUCUCGAUUUUGAGAUAUUCAAUGACUGUCAUAGCUGAGAUUAUGUUUACUAAUGACAAGAAGAUUUACACACACCAUCAGUUACAGUUUCUUAUGGACAUGACCAAGAAGUGUUGCUGUGAUCCUAAUAUCAAUGAUAAUGAGGCAGGGCCUGGUGUAUUUCUUAUGAAACAAAUAGCACGACAAUAUGGUGUGAGUUUUCUUAGCAGUCUUACUUCUGAUCCCAGUAUGCAGUGGAUUGUACCUGAAAAUCUCCGACUGUCAAAAGAAGAGGCAUCACAAGUAGUUCAUGAUCCAUUUGUCAUAUAUAAGAGCUAUGGUAAUAUAAAAACUGUUUUAACUGAUGCUGUGUAUAGCGAAGAUUUAAAACAAUUUAACUCGAUUGUUGAGAAUGUUCCUGCUGCUGAUGUUGUUCCAUUACUGGUUGGAGUUUAUCAAGUGGUUACUGGAAGUGUGGUGUUAACAUAUGAUGCUAAGAGAAUUACUGAUGAAACUAAAGCUCAAAUAUUAACUACUAUUAGACAAUGUGACUCACUAAAAAGAGAAUUGAAAUGGUUUGCUCAGCAUCUUAUUCAAGAUACUUAUUAUGGUAUACUGGAGCCUAUGAUGCUGAGAUCAGGAAUGAGCUCUCGGGAUAGACUGCUGACUGAUCUUAUAGUGCAUGUUGCAGUCUCAGUGCAACAUUGUUCUAACAAAUUACUUACUCCAUUUGUUCAAAUGAUUAAUUCUCCGGAGAAACUCAAGAAUUCAUAUUUACCAACUAUGCCUGAGGACUCACUUCCUAUAGUCAGAAAUGCUGUUGGUCGUGGACAAUUUUAUGAGUGCCUAAAAGGUCAUCUUUACUUUGUAUCUGAGUGUGGCAGGCCAGUACAAGAGUAUACUUGUCCUGUAUGUCAUUGUAAAAUUGGAGGCUUAAAAUACAAACUAGAAGUGGCUAACAAAGCUGCUAGAACUACUGAUAUUACUGAGACUGGUUAUGCUCUUGGUCUACCAAAUCAAAGGGAGACUGUCUUGUUAACUGAAAGAUCACUCACUCCUUCAUCCUGUGCUGUCAUUAGAGCACUGAUGCAUUGUUCAUUACUGUGGAGUUCCUGUACUAAUGAGCAUGCAACUGAGGGUCUCUUGGAUCUUAUUAAGUCUAAAGUUAGACCAGCUGAGCUGUCACUUUUCUUCUGGCAACAUUUACAACAUGAUAUUAAUUUAUUGAGUAAAGCUAUUGGAAAGAGUGUGGACGAUGCUUUUUUAUUCAUGCACUUGAUACUUCAGAGUAUUUCAACCAUUAACAAGCCAUCUAAUAAUGUGAAACUUGACCAGAAGGAGCUCAGAGAUAAAUGGGAGAAAGAUUUCUCUGAAACAUUCAUUAACCCUAUAUUAACUAACAUAGGCACUAAACUGAAUGAAGCAACUGUAUUGCAGUUAAAUGAAGGGAAGGAAGAUCUUAACCGACUAUUUUUUGUUAUUCAUGAGAGAGUGAAUGUACCUCCUACUGCUGUUACUCCUCACUUGUGGAGUUAUCACUCACGCAUUACAUUAGAGCACUUAUCUCAAGUUGUUUCAACACAGAAGGAAACAUGUCCUAUAUUACAUGAAUUUCUAAAAAAGGAGCCAUUACUGAGAGCUACACAGUAUCUUUCAGCAAUCGUCAAACUCCAGCAGACAAUGUAUCACUUAAGCCACAGGAAACUUGACAAGAAAGAAGUAGCUCAAAUUUCAAUUGGGACUUAUAUGAACACUUCGAUGCUACAAAAAGACCUUCACUAUGAAAUGAAGAGAGAUCAGCUUUAUGAGAAACUGAAAUGUUUAAGGAAAGCUUGGGCACUUGUCAAAGAAAGGCUAAAAGAUCAUACUCGUGUUCCAGUUGAUUCUGAUUUUCUAAAAACAGUAACAUGGGAUGAUGAUACUCCACUCUCUUAUCUCAUACCCACACUAAAAGGAGACGGAGUUUGUACUGUUGCUUUAGUUGAUCUAUUAGUUGGACUACAUAAUGAUUUUAUCAAUAUGUGUUAUGAACAUAUCAAGACUGUACAAAAGAAAAUUACACCACAGCUCAAAAUUCCUGUCAGUCAGAUCCAGUCAUGUCAUUUACUCAGCUAUGAAGAGGAAAUACUCUCACUAGUCAUUUCACACAGUCGUUAUUCACUGGAGCAUGGAAAAGGACAAAAUAUUAAUUAUGAUCUUCCUGGAAUAGAGAGACACCUUUUAGAUAGAUUUGUACUUGGAAAACCAAUCAUACAACUUGAGAUACCACAAGUAGUAUACAGGAAAGAUGUAUACACUGCCGAGGCUUUUGCUAACAUUAGAAGGAACGUAUACCCACAGAUGCAAUUGAGUACGAAACAGCAAACUGAUAUUAUAAGUGAAUUAGGGAGUAUGCAGCGUAUGAGAGAGUGUCUUGAUGUAGUUGAGAUUGUAAUUGGUUUUCUCUCCUCCGGCAAAAACAAUGCUAAUAUGGAACUGAAGACAUAUGUGAAGAGAGUUUUAAGAAUGGAAGAUAGAUUUGUAAGCAAGAAGGUGAUGGAGUUUUGUACAUUAUCUCAUAUUUUGUCACUGUGGGUGACUCUCUCAGUACAAAUUGGAAGGAAUUUGACUAUACUGGGAGAAGAGCCAUUUGAUUCAUUUUCAAAAGAUUUACUGAAAUGUCUUCAAGAAGACCAAAAGAAGGACUUGAUGGUGUACUUGAAAUCAAUAGAUAUUCCUCCAUUCCUUAAUCUCUUGUAUGAGUUCAUUGAAACAACUGCACAGCUCUCUGAAUCACAUAACAUUCAACUAGGCUGGUCUUUAAGAGAUACAAUUUAUCCACACCUGCAAAACUAUCAUCUAGCAGACACAUUACCUCAUCAUUUUAGCGACAGGUUUCCAGAAGAAAUCACUGUAGAGCAAUCUAUAGACACAUGGAAAAAUAUUGUAUUGUAUUUAGAAAAACAUGAACGAGAAAUUAUUAAGUAGAUCUCAUAUUAAACAAUAUUUUGCAACCCUUGUUACAGAUGUUACUAAUUGCUUCAUUGCUUUUAUCAAUCUUACCAGCAUUAAUUUUUGUAA